Astyanax mexicanus (Mexican tetra) is the source of this 1306-nucleotide messenger RNA. RefSeq lists its product as uncharacterized. The record is from RefSeq and is a predicted model, not a curated record. Lineage: Eukaryota; Metazoa; Chordata; Actinopteri; Characiformes; Acestrorhamphidae. The transcript is spliced from 5 exons. Bases 56 to 943 code for a protein of 295 amino acids.
AAAACACCAGGAGCCGGGUCAGGAGAUCUUGGCAGCAUCUUGAGUAUCCUCCUUCAUGAUGGAGCCUCAUCACUCCAUAUCUCGGAGUGAAUCUCCUGUCAUAAAUGAUGAAGGAGAACGCCCACUACGUAACCCUCUGCUUAGACACGCAUCAGAACCCGUUUACAGUACUCUAGGAUUUGAUUUUACUGGAAGUUGCACUGCUCCACAGGUCAGUGCUGGGGGUAGGAGUCGUGUUAUAUUCCUGCAGCCCACAGACGGCAUUAGGAAUGGUGCAGUAUACUCACGUUUAUCUGCUCCAUGGGGCUGCGUGACUCUGAAGACCACAUCCCUUCAAGCUCUACAGCCUACUUUUAGUACUGGAGGAGAAAAUCCAGAGCACAGCAACAGCUGUCAGAAAAACCAUCAACCCCCUAACAUCCGUACUGCAGGAGAACAUCCAGAGCACAGCUAUUGGAACGAAUCCCCAGACCUUCAAAUCCCUAAUUUCUGUACUGGAGAAAAACAUGCAGAACUCAGCGAUUCGGACGCAUCCCCAGACUUUUCCUGCCCUAACUUCCGUACAGGAGUGAAACAUGCAGAACUUAGCUAUGAGAAAAAAUACACAAACUUUCUACACUCUUACUUCUGUACUGGAGAAAAACAUGCAGAUCUCAGCGAUUCGGACACAUCCCCAGACUUUUCCCGUCCUAACUUCCGUACUGGAAAGAAACAUGCAGAACUUAGCUAUCAGAAAAAAUCCAGAUACUUUCUACACCCUUACUUCCGUACUGGAGAAAAACAUGCAAAUCUCAGCAAAUUGAAAACAUCCCCAGACUUUCCUCGCCCUAACUUCUGUACUGGAAAUAGCAUGAUCUUAAGCUAUAAACUCCUUGCCUUCAGUGCUGGAGAAACGACAAAGGCAGAAAAGGCAGAUGUGAGCAAUCAGGCACAGAAAGAGUAACUGAUCGAAUUUUGUAUAUUUUAAUUGCUGCCAAUUUGGUAUUGGUGAUAAUGUUGUUAUCAUAUUACUAUUAAGCACUGUUAACCAUGAUUGUAUGUGACUUUUUAUUAAUAACAUAUAAAGGCAAGGAAAGGCAAGUUUAUUUGUAUUGCACCUUUUAUACAAAAUGGUUAUUCAAAGUGCUUUAGAAAUGAGAAAAUACAAAGAGGAGUCAAAAUAUAAAAACAUGUAACAAUAAAAAUGGAAAUAAAAGAAUAACAUAAGAAUAAAGCAUGGAUAAAAAUAUGAUUCAAACAUUAUUAAAACAAAGAGAAAAAAAAGCUUACAUCUAGCAUUAAAUAGCGCUAAUUUAAUGAAAAACAA